AAUGUAUAUCAACCUCACAUAAAAUAAUUAGUCUUGGUGGACUCAUACCUCACUUGUCCCAACAGAAACUUAAAAUUAAGUCUUUAAUUUAGUCAAUGGAUAAUCUAGUUUCUAGAAUAAGGCAACAUUACUUACAACUUAUUUGAGUUUGGAGGCAGUCAAUAGAAUAGGUCCAGCAAAAAAGUUAGCCAUUUAUUUCAAAGCUGGUAUUGUUGGUGCAGUGUUUUUAGGAACAAGGUAAUUCAAUAAAAUAAAUUUUAUCAAUAGAUUUGCAUCUGGAAGUUAUUAUGCUAAAAGCAUUAAACCAGAAAUAGGUAAAUUACUUGAUGGGGCUCCUAUUUGGGAAAAUAAGUUUGAUGUGCCAGAAUUAGAUAAAAAAUUCUUUUUCAUUGAUGAUGACAAUAAUUUUGAACCAUCUUUAUGGCAUCAUGGCAUGUAUUCAUGAUUGAAUUUAUUUAGUAAUCAAAUUGACAAGCCUAAAUAGUUUUACAAAUUUGAAUGAGC
Paramecium pentaurelia is the source of this 504-nucleotide messenger RNA. Lineage: Eukaryota; Ciliophora; Oligohymenophorea; Peniculida; Parameciidae. The record is from the annotation of a GenBank genome assembly.